AUGACUUUCUCAAUCCCUCCCACCCACACGUCUUGUGAAUUUGGCACCGCCAUUAACACAAUUUACAUUUUGUUUACACAUCCCGUUCGAUGGCCGCCAGUUUGCUGCAGGAGAAACCACAAUGGGGACACGUGCGUGUGUGUGCGUGCGUGCGUUUGUGCGAGUGCAUUUGUGCGUGUGUUUGUAGAGUGAAUGUGUGAGUGUGUGUGUGUGUAUGUGCAGAGAGAACUAUAUUGUAAGAUACAAGUGAGAAGAAGGGGAAAAAAGCAUAGUACUUAUUUUUAUGAUGAAUUUUCUUCUUCUACGAGCAUUACAGGAAACAGUCGGUCAAAGGCUGUCGGCGGCACGUUGAUACACUCUUCAUGGCCUCGUCGGCUCUCCACUCAGAAAAAUGAAUCCAAGGAUUGUUUUGUGGAUGAUUCUCACACUCUUUCAACAAAGAUGUGCCUUGUCGUCAAACUACACUCUCAGUCAGUGGCCAGCACAGUUAUCCUCGCUGCGCCAAGGAGAUCCAGUCCACCUCCUGUGCUCGGUGCUCUUUGACCAGAAAACCGACAGGUGUUCAGGUCGGCACACCAUGCACUGGCUGAGAGCUGGAUCCCGUUCUGGUCUUGUCCAUGUCGAUGGAAAGACCAAUGAAGAAUGCGACGGGUUGAGUCCCAAACGAUGCAUCUAUAGGAUCUUCAUCAAUGUCAGUGAGUCGGAUGGCGCCACCUACUACUGCGCUCUCGAGGCUUGUGGAAGCCUCGUGUUUGCAACAGGAACAAAACUGGACUUGCAUGAAAGAGUGAUGCCAUUUGAUGGUUCACACAAAGAAAUUCUUCUGGUUUUUUCUUCCAUCAUUGCCUUAAGUCUGCUGGUCAUCGCCUUACUGAUCAAUGUCAUCGUGAAAAACAACACAGCUUGUUUUUCAAAGCAAAGCAAGUACCCUUGUGAUUUUCAAGGCCCUCCGACAUUAAAUAAGGAAGAAAAUGCCCGGCUUAACUCAACUGUGGUUUUCAGCAUGGUGGAAAGCAAUACGCUAGAUGCAGCACAGACCAAGGCUUCGCUCUUGACUUGCACCGUACGUGCUAAAAGCUAGCUCACUAGCUAAAUGCGAAUUACCAACAAUACUGCUGACAAAAAUAUGUUUCUAUUGUCAUUACUUGAAGCUGAAAAAUUCUUAGUUGAAUCUUGCACUGACAAAUAUAAAGCAACGUGAAUAAAAUUUCUGUGAAAUAAUA
Syngnathus typhle (broad-nosed pipefish) is the source of this 1223-nucleotide messenger RNA. RefSeq lists its product as uncharacterized. The record is from RefSeq and is a predicted model, not a curated record. NCBI's taxonomy places the organism in Eukaryota, Metazoa, Chordata, Actinopteri, Syngnathiformes, Syngnathidae. Bases 392 to 1081 code for a protein of 229 amino acids. The transcript is spliced from 6 exons.